This is a messenger RNA of Opisthorchis viverrini, 186 nucleotides long. RefSeq lists its product as hypothetical. NCBI's taxonomy places the organism in Eukaryota, Metazoa, Platyhelminthes, Trematoda, Opisthorchiida, Opisthorchiidae. The record is from RefSeq and is a predicted model, not a curated record. The coding region runs from base 1 to 186 and encodes 61 amino acids. The transcript has a single exon.
AUGGUCGAGGUGGCUGAUCAAGCUGAUUCGGCCAGACGAGUAACCAGCCAACACACACCAUAUGACCCGACCUACCAGCCUCAGGCCAGGGAGUUCAAGACCUCUAUUCAACCAUCUGCUGCAGUACUGCAAUCAGCAACCAACGGCGUUACCCAACCAUCGGAGGGCGAUCGCCCCUACCCAUAA